GCCGCCCGGUGUCGCGGCCAUGGGGGAGGCCGGGCCGGCGCCGCGGGACCCGCCGGAGCCCGAGGAGGACGAGGCGGCGGCGGGAAGCGCUCGGGGGGGCCGGGCAGGGCCCCGCGGCGCCGUGCGGGUGCUGCGGAGAAAUGUGAAGCGGAAUGGGAGCAGGAGCUGCCUGAACAGGAGUCGGUUUGGUUCCCGUGAGAGGGACUGGCUGAAGGAGAAUGUCAGACGAGGCUGCGUAUACGUUUAUGGAAAAGAUUCUGCUGCUUCUUCAGACUUGCGCUUGGUCCUCUGUACGGUGGACACCCCGGCAUCUGAGAUCUGCGAUGGAGAAGGGAGGGAAAACCUCUUUUUGCAGCUUCAUGGAGACCUGGUCAGGAGGUUGGAGCCCACAGAAAAACCCCUUCAGAUUGUGUAUGACUACUUGGCUGGCUUGGGUUUUGAUGAUCCUGUCAGAAUGCAGGAGGAGGCAGCAAACUCUGAUCUCAGCUGUAUGAUUCGCUUUUACAGUGAAAAGCCAUGUCAAGUGGAACAGUUAGAUCGCAUCCUGCUCUCUGGAGUCUAUAACGUACGCAAAGGAAAGACCCAGUUGCACAAGUGGGCAGAGCGCUUGGUGAUUCUCUGUGGUACGUGCCUCAUCGUGUCCUCUGUCAAGGACAGCCACACGGGGAAGAUGCACAUCUUGCCUCUCGUUGGAGGGAAGGUGGAAGAGAUGAAACGCCGGCAGUACACGCUUGCUUUCACAUCUGCUGGAGCACAAGCUCAAACAUACCAUGUUUCCUUUGAAACACUGGCGGAGUGCCAGCGGUGGCACCGACAGGCGUCCACGGUUGUGUCUAUGCGUCUUAGCAUGGUUGAUCUUUCAUGCUACAGCCUUGAGGAAGUACCUGAGCACCUCUUCUACAGUCAAGACAUCAUCUACCUCAACCUACGACACAAUUUUAUGAGAUCAAGUGGACCAGGAAGCCUUGACUCUCUUUGCAGGUUUUCUCAGCUGAAGAGCCUGAACUUGUCUCAUAACCGACUGGGAGAGUUUCCUGUAUCGCUGUGCGAGAUCUCUACUCUGACAGAGCUUAAUAUUUCCUGUAACGGACUUCAUUCCUUGCCAAGCCAUAUUGGCAAACUGCUAAAUCUCCAGACCUUCUGCCUUGAUGGGAAUUUCCUCACGUCCUUACCAGAAGAACUGGGAAGUCUGCAACAGCUCAGCAGCCUUGGGCUUUCCUUCAAUAACUUCCGUGAACUGCCAGCAAUUUGUGAGAAGCUCGUCAUGUUAGACAAACUAGCCCUGGCAGGGAACGUGAUAGAGACCCUGGACCUUGCCGUGCUGAACCGUAUGAGUCACAUCAAAAGUGUGGACCUGAGGCUGAACAACCUGAAGAGAGCAGUGGCUGACACUCUGGAGGGGAACAAAUCUGUGACUUAUAUGGAUUUACGAGACAAUCAGAUGACAGAUCUGGAUCUGAGCUACUUGGGCAGCCUCGAGCAGCUGCACUGUGAGCGGAAUAAGCUGAGGGAGUUGACGCUAAGUGGCUUCUCCCUUCGAGCCCUCUAUGCCAACAGCAACUGUCUGACAGCUAUCAAUAUUUAUCCAGUUCCUGGUCAAUUGACAUGUCUAGAACUCUCUCACAAUCAGCUGCAGUGUGUCCCAGACUGGGCCUGUGAAGCAAAGAAACUGGAAAUUUUGGACCUGAGCUACAAUCUCCUUGUGGAGCUUCCAUCGAGGAUCCUCAGCAGCUUGAGCCUUCGGAAGUUGAUGGUGGGGCACAACCGUCUGCAGAGCCUUCCACCUCUCCUAGAACACAUUCCACUGGAGGUGCUGGACCUUCAGCACAACCUGUUGACUAAACUGCCGGACACACUCUUUGUCAAGGCUCUGAACCUCAGGUACCUGAAUGCAUCUGCAAACAGCCUGGAGUCCUUGCCCCCUGCAUGUACAGGGGAGGAGAGUCUGAGCAUGCUGCAGCUGCUUUACUUGACCAAUAAUAACCUCACAGAUCAAUGCAUCCCCAUCUUGGUGGGACACCCGAGCCUACGGAUCCUGCACCUGGCAAACAACAACCUACAGACUUUCCCUGCAAGCAAACUUAGUAAGAUGGAGCACUUGGAAGAGCUGAAUCUGAGUGGCAACAAACUGAAAACAAUUCCCACAACAGUGGCGAACUGCAAGCUACUUCAUACCUUGAUUGCACACUCUAAUGAAAUAAGCAUCUUUCCAGAGAUCCUACAUUUGCCCCGUAUUCAGUUUGUGGACUUGAGCUGCAAUGAGUUAACUGAAAUCCUGAUCCCAGAGGCACUGCCAGGUACCUUGCAAGAGCUGGACCUUAGCGGAAACACAAACCUGAUGCUAGAGCACAAGACACUGGACAUCUUCAGUCAUAUCACCACACUGAAGAUUGAUGCUAAGCCCUCCCUCACGGCAGACUCAGCACUCGCUUCUACCUUCUGGAGUCACGGAGUAGCUGAGAUGGCAGGCCAAAGGAAUAAGCUGUGUGUGUCAUCCCUGGCACUGGGGAGCUUUGCUGAGGGGGUAGAGGCUGUGUAUGGCAUGUUUGAUGGUGACAAGAACGAGGAGCUGCCACGCUUGCUGCAGUGCACCAUGGCCGAUGUGCUCCUGGAGGAGGUACAGCAGUCAGACACCAUGUUCAUGUCCAACACCUUCUUGGUCUCCCACAGGAAGCUGGGCAUGGCUGGGCAGAAGCUGGGCUCCUCUGCUGUCCUUUGCUAUAUUCGUCAUGAUGUGGCCGAUCCAGCCAGCAACUUUUCUCUGACGGUAGCCAAUGUGGGGACGUGCCAAGCCAUUCUGUGCCGAAACGGAAAACCACUGCCUCUCUCCAAAGUCUUCAGCCUUGAACAAUGUCCAGAAGAAGCCAAGAGAGUCAAGGAACAAAAAGCCAUUAUAACAGAGGACAAUAAGGUCAACGGUGUGACUUGCUGUACUCGGAUGCUGGGCUGCACAUACCUGCAUCCUUGGAUCCUGCCUAAACCACACGUCAAUUCCAUUCCACUGACUGUACAAGAUGAGCUGCUACUUAUAGGAAACAAAGCUCUCUGGGAACACCUUUCUUACACGGAAGCUGUCUCGGCUGUGCGCCACCUGCACGACCCGCUCGCUGCUGCGAAGAAACUCUGCACUUUAGCCCAAAGCUACGGCUGCCAGGACAAUGUAGGUGCGAUGGUGGUGUGUCUGAACAUCAGCGAGGACAGCUGCACAUGUGAGAUGCAUGGCCUCACUCUGCUAGGUCCUGGGGGAUUUAGUUCCACCACCACCAAGCCAGCAACACCUUCAUCUAGCAGUGGAAUUGCUUCUGAGUUCAGCAGUGAACUGUCUGCUUCUGAGGUUAGCAGUGAGGUGGGCUCUACUGCUUCUGAUGAACACAAUGCUGUUGGUCUCGACGGCAGCUUGCUGCCGCGACAAGAGCGACGUUGCAGCCUACAUCCUGUGCCCCCCUCAAGCAUCUUUCAGCGCCAGCCUUCCAGUGCCACCUUCUCUAGCAACCAGUCUGACAACGGUCUGGAUAGCGAUGAUGAGCAGCCUGUGGAAGGUGUGAUGACAAACGGCAGUAAAGUGGAGGUGGAGGUGGACAUACACUGCUGUAAAGGAAAGGGCCUGGAGUUUGAACUUCCUGCUUCAGACUACAGCUCCUCCGCUCCAGGGCCAGAGGAUGACCCUGAGCUUGUCCUUGUCAUUCGGAGACAGAACAGUGUAAACAGCAACACUGUGCAGAGAGAAGUGAAGGAAAAGUGUGGACUGCAAAAAUCUCUUUCCACAUGCUGUCUCUAUGGAAAGAAGCUUUCCAACGGCUCCAUAGUGCCCUUGGAGGAGAGCCUCAACCUCAUCGAAGUAGCCACAGAGGCACCCAAGAAGAAGACAGGCUAUUUUGCUGCUCCAUCCCAGAUGGAGCCAGAGGAUCAAUUUGUGGUGCCACCUGAUCUGGAGGAGGAAGUGAAGGAACAAAUGAAGCAGCACCAGGAGAAUGGAGCAGAUCAGGAGCAGAAAGAGGAACAUGCAGCAACUCUGCCAGAGGAGUUCGACACAGCUUUGUAACCGUAAAAGUACUGCUCCCACGUCUGUCCCAGAAAGCUCUAUCCCUUAAGGGCUGUCUUGCCCUCUACGGGGAUCUGGGAUCUGCAAGGAGUACAGGCAUUUGCUGCUUCCUUAAUGGAAUCAAGGAAAAACUAGGAGUGAUAAGGUCUGAGCUGUCCACUUUUCACUGCAGUCUCGGUUGUUCUAUGAGCACUCAGACCAGCAGCUGAACUCCGCAUUAGGGAUUGUCUGGGAAUUGUGCAAGUACUAGGAAGAAGGCAGGUGUUCCAAUGCCUGCCUGUAACUCCUUGAACCCUGAGGUUCUGCCAGCUCUGCAGGAAAGGGGCUGACAUAUGUGGGAGGGGGGUGAGGAGGCUGCUUGAUGGGGGCAAUGUUCAGUGUUUGGAGUCCUGUGAAUAUUUCUGAUGCAGCCCCACCCCACCCCAGCAACUGACUUGGUUGUUCCUUGAAAGAAUACAGCCAGUUGCAAUGAAGCUGACCCAAGAAUGGUUUCCUACAUUAAUUGCAAGCACUUUUAUUGAUUGCACUUAAGCUGUUUGGCUCUGCUUCAGCCCAGCACUUUAUUAUUUAGGGUUAGGGGAGAGAGCGCUCCACAGCAGGUGCGGUGGGGGCUUUUCCCCGAUGGAUCUUGUUAGAGCAGUGGAGGACUCAGGGUACCAGUGUUCUGAUGUGUGCUAGUGCAGGGCAGAGCGAGGGUUAUGAUGGUGUCAACCUGUGCAGGAUGAGAACAUGCACAGCUGAGUGUUGAGCAGCUCUGGACUGGUUGAUGAAGGUGUAGAUGUGUAGAGCUAGUGCUUCCAGCUGCAGAGCACAGCCCCAGCUCAGCAGCAACUCGGCCACCUCUAUCACAGAUGCUUCACACCAGAGGCUUCCUGUGUCCAGAAGACGUGGGAUGAAAACCGGGAGCUCGUGCUUGUUUAAGAAGGAGCCAAGUUGUUGUAAGCAGUGGCAUGUGCGGCUGGUGAGCAGUGGGGCUGCCUGUCAGUACUCUGUUCCACCAACAUAAACCUCUGCACUGCCAGCUACAGCAUCUUCACUCACCUCUGAACACAGGAGUCAUAUUCCAAAUCCACAGCAACCUGCAUUUCAUGGUACAUGCCCAAUUUGGCCACAAACAAGGUAAAGCAUACUUGUUUCUGCUUAGAUUUCAAUGUGAAAGGAAAAAUAGAACUUCUUACCUUAAUAACAUCUGUAUCAGCACUGGAAGAGGUGUUUAAAAACAGUCCCAUCACCGCUGGACUGACCAGUCUGCACUCGGCAGGUGCAUUUUGUUUCCAUUAGGAUUUUUAGUGUAGGGCGUAAGUUGGCUGCGUCUGUCCUCAUCUUGUGUAAGGGUUGUGAAAAGCCCCUGGAGUGUGCAGAUUUGUCUUCCUUAGCUGUCGGAGCGCUGAGCAGCGGGUCGUGUCAGAGGUGCAAUAAUCCUGACUGUAAUGUGGGCUAGUGCCUUUUCUUAUUUGUUAAUGAUAUUUAUGAAGAAAAUUUGAAAGUUUCUUCUCAAGAGCUCUGAGGGACUUGAGUUGUAUAUUUUUAGAUCAAAUUUGGGCCUUGCUCAGAAGGAAACAGUGUGCAGACUACUUGUGGGAUUCUGUCAGUAUAGAUCGCUUGACAAAAUCUAACGGAGUUGUACUGAAAUUUCAAAGCACCUUGAAUUUCUUCUCACUGGAAAAUAAUGUAUUUUUACCAAGCAUCAAAGCUCAACAUUUUAGGAUCUACCCUGUGCUAGGUUACAAUGUAAUCAUGAAACAAGCCAACUUCUUCCAAAGUUUAAACUCUCACAAAUUUUAGCUGUUUAAAUACCCGGUUCAUUUGGAAAUGGAGAGAAAAGCUAAUUCUUAGAAUCACAGAAGCAGCAACGUUUGAGUCCCUUAGGCAGAGAAACAGCAGCAGAAGAAAUUAAAAAACUAACCCCCAAACCUCUUUCAUGUUCUCUUCAUAUAAGUAUGCAGAAAAGGCUCAUCCCGAUGGAUUUGACUGUAACUUUUAAUUCUGUCACUGGUGAUAAUUUUACCAAAUACCUGUGCCCAGCCCAACACUUUCUGAUAUCCGACAGGGCUGCACAGUACGGGACUGAACAGAAACAGACCCUUCUUCCUGAGUAGGACUGUGACAAACCUUGCACUAGGAGAGCAGCAGGUGUUAAUGCAAAUCAGGUCUCUCUUUCUUGCACUGAUGUGGAAAAUCCAGUGUGUCCUUGCCAGUCUGAACCAGUAGCAUUGCAUGGAGAGUUGGCAUUGCCACAGGGAGUUGGUUGUGAGCGGCUCUGCCUGGCUCAGUGGGAAAGGACUAAGUAAAACAAAGUUCUGCAAUGGAGCAUGCAGGUUUCUGAGCAACUCCUCUUCGUGGUAGUGGCAGAAUGGAAUGCAAGGAGUUCCUGCUUAGCCUUUUUCUCCGGUGCCAUUCCUGGUUGAGAAGCAGAAAGGGAGUUCAAUGCAGCCAGCUCCUAUUUUCUGUGGGUGUGAACUGUCAUGGCAGGACAUGGCUCUUUCUCUUACACCAGGUCGACUCCACAGCUUUCUCUGCUUAAGGUGAUAUUACAAAUUGUUUGUCUUACUCUGGGCAGCACAGCCGGAGUGCUUCCAUCUACAACCACCUUUUGUUUUCCUGCCUCCCUAGAGACAGCAAGCUUCUCCUUUGUCUCUUCACCUUACUUAUUAACACCACCUCAGAUUUCCAGCUCCCUAGGAGCACUGCUGUAGGUGGAACAGGUAUGAAUUAGCAAGUCUAGUGAAGGACUCGGAGCAGGGAAUAGAAAUUGUUUUCCCAGUUCUCUUCCUGGUCUCCGGUCUCUUCCCUGAUUUUCCUAUGUGGUUCUUGCAGAUACAUCACCUCCACAGAGCCACAUUGCUAAAAAUGUCCCCUUGGUUAACAGACUUGUUAUUAGACAGUGGUUCUCCAUCAGGCUCUCCUGUCCCUACCGAGCAAUGCCAGACCUGCCGUGCUCUGUGCAGCCACAACCAAGUUAGGCUGAUGAGUUGACUUGUCCACCCUUCAGUCAUUCUGGCUCUGCUGAUGGGCGUGUUUGCUGAGAACAGGAGCUCUAAAGACACUGACCUGUCUGCCCUGUCCUUUCCAGAGCAGCUUCUGCAAAAGGAACCCAUAAAAGUUUUAUUCAGUGCCGUAGUUGGUGCCCAAGGGCUGAGGAUAAGGCACAGCCUCUGAGUUGCUCCCAGCACCAGGUAUGGCCCUGGUAGAGGCAGCACCACAGAUUGCUGGGACCUGAUGAGAAUCCAACUAGAGGGGAAGGUAAAAUCCAGUUCCAAGUAUUUCCUUGUCUCGGGGACAGGCUGCUGUGAGGCUGAUAAUCCUUCUGGUGCACAGGACAUUCAGCCAUAGCGAAUGCCCUUGGACUUCAGGAGUUUCUGCGCUCCUCCUGGAUAGUAAUGGCUUUCGUGUCACUUGCCAAAGGCCUCCUUCAGGCAGUGAGUUCACCUCUUUGGUUUUGUGCAAUCGUUGUCUGCUGUUCCCUUGCUGUCUGAAGACUCAAGUGUAUUUUUCCCCUCUUUUUUCACAUUUUAAAAUGUUACCUUUUUUUUAACUUGACUCAUAUGACCCAGCGCAUGUUAAAGAAAUAUUGCAGCGCACCAGCUGUUUAUUAAAUGAUCUUUUUUGAUGUUUUUUUGUUUUUAAAAAGAAUAUUUUCUGUAUCCCACUCUAGCAUGCACCUAUAACGAUCCCCGGAUUUAUUGUGUAUGGGAAUAGGUCGUCCAAUGAAUGCACCUUCAGCACUGUGGCCUAUGUCUGUAUUGCUUUGGAGAGGCAAAUAACAUAUAAUUGCUGGAAAACACUAUUCCAUGGAUUCUUUAUUCAGAUGUAUAGAGCAGUCCAGGAAGGAAGAAUAUUUUUGCAUCAACUUUUCAGCUGACUUAGCAAUAAAGAUUUUUACUUUCAUCUAACUAUAUAUCCUGAUUCCGUUACUGCGCUGGAAGGAAUUUGUGCAAUAUCCCAGUCAAAUAUAGCUGUGGCUGGCAGUAGCUGUGCCGUAGGGUCUCCUCUACUGAGCCCUGUGUGCUACUUUGCUCGUCAGCCUUCCCUACGAAAGCUACUUGCAGAACACUCUGAAGGCAGAACUCAUAAUAGCAAUUAUUAGACAGCUUUCUGUAUCCUGCCAGGGGAAUCCUGCCCUGGGAGCUUGCUUAAAAUAGUUCUGUGCAGCUCUCGGGAAGUCGCUGCAGCAAGCAGGGAAUACAGAAUCACGACCACAGUGGAGCAUCCACACGCAUCCCUGCCCCGAAACCCUCAAUGUGUCUCGGCUUCUGAAAGGCAGGAGAAACCAAACCAACCCCAGAGCGUACCUGGUGCAUUCCCAUUUAGCAUUUGUUUUGCUUAUGCAUCUCAAGUUCCAACAAUGUUCCACGGGUUUGCUAACUGAGGAUUUAGUCGCUGGUACUGGCGAAGCUGGGGAUAUGUCCAAGGCAAAGCACGUUUCUGUUCUGUUUAGUUUUGUGGUUCUUUUUAACGUGGGCAGAAUGGGUCUGGGAGAACAGUGGCAGUUCCAUCUCCCUAUGGACUACACACAUGGGCGCUGCUCUGAAGUGACAUUGCAUUCAGAGGCGUGACUUUGUGAUUCUAAUGGUACUUCUCUUUUCCCCUGUUAAACUUCCUAUAAACUUUUUUUUUUU
This is a messenger RNA of Cuculus canorus (common cuckoo), 8661 nucleotides long. It is a transcript of the gene PHLPP2, whose product is annotated as PH domain and leucine rich repeat protein phosphatase 2. The record is from RefSeq and is a predicted model, not a curated record. Gene Ontology annotation, molecular function: protein binding. The coding region runs from base 20 to 4042 and encodes 1340 amino acids. The transcript is spliced from 19 exons. Lineage: Eukaryota; Metazoa; Chordata; Aves; Cuculiformes; Cuculidae.